AUGGAGCAAGCUUCCAGGACUCGGGAUGCCAGCAACCCACACCAUAAGGAAGAACAAGGCGGACCUGAUGUCCAAGCUGAAGAGAUUCAAGCAGCCGAGAUUAGUGGUCGAGAUGAGAGAGAAAAGGGCGAAGGCAGGGCCAAUCGUCUAAUUGGUGAUCAUCAAAGGGUCCAUCCCAAGAAUUUGGUCGUGCUUAGCUUUCGAAGCCUGCAAUUACGAAGGAUUUCCGAGCUGCAGAGUGAUCUGCUUCGUCUGGCAGUUGAGACCGCGAGCGAUAUAGUCCCAGACGACAAGACAAAAGAAGUCGAUGAGAAAUUACGAGCUUAUUCCAAAGCUCUGCGGAACUACGAAACAUUGUCGGAGGGGGCUGUCCCAUUUAUCCCGCCUGAAACGGGACUUAUUGGUGUGAUGGAGCAGGGUGCAGUUAACCCUCCCGAACGGCAACCUCGAAUCUUUGGGUUCGCGAUUCAACCUGCUAUAUUUUCUAGCAUACUAUUCAGUCCAUCAUACGGCAGAGAUCUUAGAAAGCGUUUCGUGCGCUCAUCGUCUGAUACUCUCUCAGAUGCCAUCAAAUCCCUCGUCCCGGAAACGCCCUCACCAAUCCCAAAACAAACAGAAGAUCUUGCAGCCGGAAAUUGGGGCUAUCGUGGGCUAGACGAGCAUUUACGUGAUCAAAAUCAAGCGUUCUCGUCGCGCCUUAAUAUGGCGGCAUUCGGAGGAACAGCCUUCUAUAUUCCUAUGCUUAUCAUGACACUUGACCCUUCUACGGUCAAAGGUCUUCUUACUAUUUUGAUCUCAACGAUUGUGUUCGGUUUUCUUUUAGCAGUUAGCGCAACGGACAGCACGGGAAAGGAUGUUUUAGCUGCUACUGCUGCUUAUGCAGGUGUUUUGGUAGUGUUUGCUGGGUCUCUACCCAUUCCUGCAAGUUAG
This is a messenger RNA of Hyaloscypha bicolor E, 930 nucleotides long. RefSeq lists its product as uncharacterized. The record is from RefSeq and is a predicted model, not a curated record. The coding region runs from base 1 to 930 and encodes 309 amino acids. The transcript has 2 exons. Lineage: Eukaryota; Fungi; Ascomycota; Leotiomycetes; Helotiales; Hyaloscyphaceae.